This is a messenger RNA of Tympanuchus pallidicinctus (lesser prairie-chicken), 4406 nucleotides long. It is a transcript of the gene FUNDC2, whose product is annotated as FUN14 domain containing 2. Lineage: Eukaryota; Metazoa; Chordata; Aves; Galliformes; Phasianidae. Gene Ontology annotation, cellular component: mitochondrial outer membrane. The record is from RefSeq and is a predicted model, not a curated record. Gene Ontology annotation, biological process: autophagy of mitochondrion. The transcript is spliced from 5 exons. Bases 58 to 558 code for a protein of 166 amino acids.
GGUUACUACGUGGGCGGAGCCACGUGAUGAGGCGUAAAAGGGGGCGUGGCGGUGCACAUGCGCAGUGAGGGCGGUCCGGUGGCAGAGCGGAGCGGCGCCAUGGCUGCGUCGGGCGGAGGAAGGAAGGAGGACGCCUUCAACGUGCUGGACCUGGCCGAGUACACCAAGAGCCGGCCGUGGUGGAAGAAGGUCUUUGCUCCCAGCUCCGGGUCGAGCGCCGAGAAGUACAACGUGGCCACGCAGCUGGUGAUCGGAGGGGUGACGGGAUGGUGUACUGGAUUCAUCUUCCAGAAGGUUGGAAAGCUGGCAGCAACGGCGGUGGGAGGUGGCUUUUUCCUGCUUCAGAUUGCAAACCAUACAGGAUACAUCAAAGUUGACUGGAAGCUCGUGGAACGCGACGUGAACAAAGCCAAGCAGCAGCUGAAAUUUCACAGCAGCAGUAACAAAAUGUCUCCAGAAGUGAAAAGCAAAGUGGAUGAGGUGAUCAUAUUUCUGAAGAAGAAUGUUAUCCUGACUGGAGGGUUUGCUGGAGGGUUUCUGCUUGGAAUGGCUUCCUAGGAACUACAGUCGACUCAUCAUGCCCAGCCUCCCCUGUCCUCUUCUUCCUCUCAUGUAGAAGUCCAUGGUAGUUUCCAGCAGGUUUGGCCUCUGCAGCCCCUACACUCGCAGGUCCCAGCCCUUAUUUCUUACAGCUCUGCUUUGGAUUUCCAACUUCUACCUGUCUGGACUGUCUGGGUGCUGUAUUGGCCUGAAAGCUUUUGACUUCAGUGUAUCAUAGCGAUUCCUUUCCUCACUGAAUAUGCCUAGCCUCGAGUUGCUGGAUUGAGUUGCAGCCUCAUAAACACUUAAUGGCAGAGAAAUCUCUAUAACAUGCUUCUUCCCCAGUGCCUGGGACCUGUACGUUUGUCUGCCAGUAUAUUUGUACACCAGCUGUCAGCUCUUCACUGCUAUUUAUCUUGCACUUUCUCUGCCCUGGUCUCUGGAAAGCCUGAGCUUCCAUCUGUGCAGAACUGGUGUGUGAAGUGCAGGUGUGCUUGGCUGUCCUGGUGUGGCCGCAGAGGUGCUGAGGGACGGCGUGGGCUGUGCCCAGGGCAGGUGGGUAAGGAGCACAUCCACACUUUGUGUGCUGGGGGUUCUCUCCCUUUCCCUGCCUCUGCACUGCACGUAGGUGGCUGUUUGGCUUUCCCUCUGCUGUUAUUUAUAGCCCUUACUGGAAGUGCAGCUCUGGUGCUGCUGAUGGAAACUGAGCGCGGUGUUGUGGCACUCGGGGCCCUGCUGUGUUCUGAAAGUCUCCCAGCUUCCUGUUCCAUACAGCACCUUGCUCAGCUGCUGGCUGCCAGCUUCUGAGGUGUGCUGAGGUGCUCUGUUCCUGUGGAGGGCUGGUCCCAGGCUGCUCCCCUGCCUGUGGCAGGCUGGCUGGCACGAGCAGUGCAUAUUUCUGCUGUGCCACUUACUGUAAGCCACCUUGGGGCUCAGAGCAGGGUUUUGAGGUCUGCUGUGACCUCAGGCUGCUUCAAAGUUGAUGCUCUUAAAGCUGUAACUGCUUGGGGUGGGAUUGCAGGUAGGAAUUGCAUCCCUGUUUAGGGUACGUCGCACUGAUCCGGGUUCCUUUUUGCCAGCUCCAUUGGAGUGGAAGGGGGAGGAAGAGGAAUCUGGUUAGAACUGCUUUGAGCACCAUCUCUGACCUUUCUGCCUACAAGAAGCAGGGUGCUUGUGCCUGAACAAUAAAAACUGGGGGGAAAACCAGGGUAUGGCUCCCCUGUAUUAGUAGGCCCUUUCCAUGCUCUUUGCCCUGGUUGUAUUCCUUCUUUCUUUGAAUUUACUGUUCCCCCCUCCCAAAAAAGCUGCUUGCUUAAUCCCCUUGUGUAUUUCUGCCAGCAGUAGCCUGGCGCAGGGCUCAGCUGUUCUUGGGGCAGUUGUGUGCAGAGCAGAACUCUAACCCACAAGAAAAAUGAAAUCUAUGUAUCUUAGAGGUGUUCUGCAGUGGCUGUGCUGGAUUGGCAUUAGCACUUGGCAGAGUGUGGGGACUUGAAUGACCUCGGGCUGAUGUCCUUCAGCAGGCACAAAUAGGUGUUCUUCCCCAGAACCUUUUUGAUGUGGGUCAGCACAGCCUUCACAGGGAACAAGCUGGAGAGCAGUGAUGUGUGUGAGUGACCAGGAGGUGCCCCAACCCAUCUCUUGUGCUGUGUGAUGCCAUUCUGAACAUACGUGGCUGGUUCUGGUGUGGGUAGAAGGGGGGCUCGUCCCCAGAGAGCUGCUGAAAGAGCUGGGAGUGUGGGUUCAGCUUCCAGAGGUUUUGGGAUGAGCACUGACAGCCAUUAGCUUCAUUUCGCCUCUGAUUGAAGUGUAAUUGUGGCAAUGCUUUGAUCUGGUUGGUGUUUUUCUCACACUGCAGGCAGUCAAGAAGCAGAAAUUGGUAUCUCUGCUUCUGGGGUGAAGGGAGGAGCAGCUGGGCUCGCAUCCUUUUAAUGAUGACUUUUAGGAAAGCCAUCAGGAGCUGCAGGAGUGAAGCGGUGCAGCAAAUAGGUCCUCAAUAAAUUCAUGCUUGAGAGUGGAGUGACAAAAAAAAACAAAAAGCAGGUGUUUGUAGGAAACCUGCAUAGCUGAACUGUGUGAAUUAACACAUCUGUGUUGCAGGAUAUCUCUUGCUCCUGCAGGGGAAGUGCUGCUUCCCCUCUGCCUGGUGUGUUGAGCAACCCAACUGGCUGCGCUGUUCUUUACAAACCUUUCUCCAGGGACAGAAUGAAGGUAAAUCAUUAACAGGCCUUAGGGCUGCCCUCCAGCCUCUGGUCAGGCGCUGCCCAGGGUGGGAGGUGUUGUGUUCUGCUCCAUGGGUUCCUCAGCUGCUGCUGCUGCAAAGAGGAAUGGCCCAGAGAGGGAGCCAGAGCAUCUCAGCAACUGCUGCAAGGGGAAGAGGGCAGUAGAGGCAAAUCCUGGUGGGUGUGAAGGUGGGCAGGGAGCAGCUGGGAGCUGGCAGAUCUUUUCUGCUGUGCCACUGUGAGACUCGUGGCUGGUGGUGGUGGAUGCUGUGAGCCCACACUGCGAGUUCUGGUGCCCCAUCAGCCCCUGGGGAUGCAGUUCUGUUACUGUAGGUGCCAAGGUGAGGUCCUUCCCCCCCACCCUUCCAACCCACACAUCCCUUUUGUUCUGUGUCAGCCACUUCUGGCAUCUGUGCCAGCACAGGAGGGUUUAAAACACACUAGGCUUUUUAAAGUCUUUUUAUAUAUUACAUGUAAAUGCUUGUUGAAGUGAUAUUUUAUUAAACGGUUUUGCUUUAAUUUCUGUGUGAGUUCUGCUGACUCCUCGGGGACCCGCAUGUCUUCAUCUCUCAGCUCACCCAGUUCGUUCCACCUGAGCAGAACUGGGCACAGAGACAGAGGUUUCCUUUCAGUGGGUGCAACAGAAGCCUGAACAACUGUUUGAUGUACAGUAAAUGAUUUUCUUCCUGCUGCUCCUCAGGCAGGAGGGAAAAAUGAGCCACUAGUGAAGUGAUUGAGCUGCUUCUCAUCGUUGUCAUCCUUUGCCUCUGCUUUCCAAGCACCUCCUGCCCCAACACCCCCGUUCUGUCAUUGUCAUUUCUUGUGGGGGGGAGGGCAGGGUAGCCCUGAAUUAAUCUGAGCCCGAGUCCCAGUUAUAAAAAUACCAAGCAGCUUCUAUUUCAACCUGAUGAUAUCACACGUAGCCAAGCAGCCCAGCUUACAGCUGCUCUCAGUAAACAACCACACAGGCUGCAGUUUGUUCCAGUCAUUUAUUUUGUGUUAUGGUAUUUCAGAGCAGCAGGUACAGAUGGUUUGCCGUUCUAGGCUUCAAUACACUCAACUAUUGUGCCUAGACUACAGUGGUCUGUUUAUAGAAGCUGUAUUUUGUAGUUAAUUAUCACAGCACAAAAGUCCUUUACGGCUAGAUCUAAUGACAGAGUUAGGAGCCUAGUGGGUUCGAAGUCUGGUAUUGUGGUGCCUGGGCCCUGCAAUGGACUUGGCACCCACUGAGGUGCCUGGACUCCUGCUACAGUGGACGGAGAGACAGAGGCAGCUCUGAAGGGUGAUGCAGGAACCUGACUACCGAGCUCUUCCUACAGGUCACAGGAAAUUCUGCUGCGCAGGUGAGAGUUUCUGAGGAGCCAUCUCUCCCUGGGGUCCAGACGCAGACGGAUCGGGUUGUGUGUGAGUCUGAAGUGCUGUACUGACAGAGGGUGCCUACGACUGUGGUGUUCAGAAGUGGCACCUAAAUCGGUUCUUGGAUCUAGCCCAGGGCUUUGUGAUAGGCCUCUGGGUUCCAGCACAGCCAGAUAUGCUGGAUUGGUAACGUAUUGCUUAAAGGUCUUCAAUUAUACAGAAAUUUAUAAAUUUUAUAUCAACAGUCAGGAUUUCCAAACGAAUAUUGCUUUUUCUUUUUUCUUUUUCUUU